CCGCGAUUGGCCGGCGGGGCUGGAGGCGCAGACCGGCUUCUCGCGGCUGGGUGAAGCAACCCUGGCCGGGUGACUCUCGUCCCCAGUUGACGACUGUCCCACGGCCCACCGUCUCCCGAUGGAUGACAGAGGCUCGCUGGCCUUCGAAGGGGAUCGUAGCUGCCUGUGCCAGGGCCUGUCCUCAGCCCGCAGACACCUCAGCAGAAGGAAUGGACUUUCGAAACUCUGCCAGAGCAGGACGGCGCUCUCCGAAGACAGAUGGAGCUCCUACUGCCUGUCGUCACUGGCUGCCCAAAAUAUUUGCACAGGCACCCUGUGCUGCCUGCCCGCAGCCGAGCAGGUGGACCCGGCUACGUCCCUGGGCAGCAUGUCCUGCUGCUCCCUGCUGCGUGGCCUGUCCUCGGGCUGCUCCACGCCCCUGCCUCCCGCCACCACGGGCAACCCAAACAAGGCCGUCUUCACUGUGGACGCCAAGACCUCGGAGAUCCUGGUUGCCAAUGACAACGCGUGCCGGCUCCUGGGGUACAGCAGCCGCGACCUGAUUGGCCAGCAGCUCACGCGGUUCUUUCUGAAGCCAGACUCUGAUGUGCUGGAAGCCCUGAGCGAGGAGCACGUGGAGGCCAACGGCCACGUCGCCGUUGUGUUUGGCACGGUGGUGGAUGUCCUGAGCCGCAGCGGGGACAAGACCCCAGUGUCUGUGUGGAUGAAGAGGGUGAAGCAGGAGCAUAGCCGGUGCUGCGUGGUCGUGCUGGAGCCCGUGGACAGGGUCUCGGCCUGGGUGGCCUUCCAGAGCGAUGGAGCCAUAACGUUGUGUGACAGUCCCUUUGCUCAGCUGCACGGCUACACAUCCGAGGAGGAAGUGGUCGGGCAGUGUAUCACAGACCUGAUCCCUUCCGUGCAGCUCCCUCCACCUGGUGAGCACCUCCCACAGAAUCUCAAGAUUCAGAGGUCUGUUGGAAGAGCCAAGGACGGCACCACCUUCCCUCUGAGCUUGAAGCUGAAAUGUGGACCCAGCAGCGAGGAGGCAGAAGGCGGUCAGGUGGCCCCCGAGCAGAGCUACACGGCGUCUGUCUGGGCGUUCUCCACCAUCAGUGGCCUCAUCACCCUCCUGCCCGAUGGCACCAUCUAUGGCAUCAACCACAGCUUUGCGCUGACGCUGUCUGGUUAUGGGAAAUCUGAGCUUCUGGGCAAGAACAUCACCUUCCUGAUCCCUGGGUUCUACCGCUACAUGGACGUGGCGUACGGCAGCUCCAGCCCCAUCUCACCACUUGGCCUGGCCAAUUGCAUGCACGUGGGCACCCAGACUGGGCCUGGGGAGACGACUGAGGACCCCCGGCAGGGCUGGAACCCUGCAGGCGAGGCCAAGGAUCCAGGGGUUAAUGACAUGCUUGCCAACGGCCACAUACUGCCACGACAUGAGACUCUAACACCAGUGGGAAACCAAGAAGCCGUCACUGGGUUCCGGGCUCAAGCGGACACUGGAGGCCGUCUUUCUUCUCCUCUCCCAUCUCCACCCACUCCGGAAGUGGACAGUGUCCCAGAAGGAAGCCCACCAGCCCAGGAACAGUCGUUCGAGAACCAGCAGAAUGUCCCAAAAGGAAGCCCGCCAGCCUAUAGCCAGCGGUCAUUGUCCGAGGACCCGCGGAACGUCCCGGAAGGAAGCCCACCAGCCCAGGAACAGUCUUUGUUCGAGAGCCAGCAGAAUGUCCCAGAAGGAAGCCCGCCAGCCCAUAGCCAGCGGUCAUUGCCUGAGGACCCGCAGAACGCUGUCUUGGAGGAGGAGGAACCCACAGCAACAGAGAGGCUUGGACAGGACCUUUUGGGAGGAAGCAGGCCCAACUACGUGGACACGAGACCACUUGUCCCCUGUGGAGGCUCUGAAGCUCUGAUCCCAUGCGAGGACAGGAGCAGUAGUGUGGAAAUGUGGGGGCUGUCCCAGGAAGCACAGCUGGAAGGGAUGGGUUUGCACAGGGCCAGCCUUUCAAACCACCAAGGUGACUCCACGGGGCAGCCGGCUGGGGACAGCCUCCUGAUGCUGCAGCCUGGGUCUGGGGGUGAGCAGAGCGCACCCCAGGGGAGCCUGGCCUUGGCCCCCAGCCUCUCUGGGGCUCAACUCUCAUCCGCACCUACUUUGGAGGAGCUGUGGCUGAAAGCGCAGAACGACAGGGAGGAGCUGCAGACUUGCUUAAUUAAGGAGCAGCUGUCCAGGCUGAGCUUUGGGGGACCUUUGGGCGCAUCCUACGUCGGGCCGGUCCCAGCCGAGCACCCCCCGUUCUCCUCCCCUGUGUCGCUGUGUGACCUGGGAGGCAAAGACCUGUAUGGAGGCCACUCAGGCAGCUCCUCAGCCUGCUAUGCCCGAGCCACAGACCUCCCCGGGGUCCUGGACACAGUGGAGGCCCGGGAAGCUGAUGGGAAUUCAUUUUCCUGGAACCUCAAGGAACUCUUUAUUAGUGAACGGACAGACCGAAGUUCUUCAAACUGUUCCUGCACCUCGUCUGAGCUCGUGGGGACAGCCUCUCCCCCGCUGCAGGGCUCCGAGGUAGACAUGAGCACUGUGCGCAGGCAGAGGUCAGAGGUUCUGGACGACCGAGAGCUGUUACUGCUGACGGGCACCUGUUUCAGGCUUGGCGAAGGCUGGGGGCUCCGGGAGACCUGCCUGGGCCUCGAUGGGACCGAACUGUCUGACAUCUGUUUGGUGUCCUCGGAAUGUGAUGAUGUGAGUGGCAGAGAGAGCGCAGGCGGCAUCGUUCCCAUGUUGGGAGCCGGCCCUGUGGACACGUGCCCAUUAGAGGAGCCCAGGCACAGCGUCCAGGUCACCUCCACGCCUGUGAGAGAGGGGAGCGCGGCAUCGCCCAGGGCCACCGGUCUGCAGGGCGACAUCCAGGAGGGCACUUACGAGGGGAGCUGCCGCCACCGGGACGGCUCGCUGCUGAGUGUGCACUUCCAGGUGAAGCGGGUGGAGCUCCAAGGCCCCGCGCCCCUCUUCUGCUGCUGGCUGGUGAGAGACCUGCACGGCCCCCAGGCCUCCACCCCACGGACCCGCCUGCUCCUGGCCAGCCGGCCCAGUGCCAGCCACUCGGUGUGCGAGCUCCCUGGACCCAGCGUGGGGGAAGUGCUCAGAAGCCAACCUUGGUUUGAGGAGUCCCCCAAGGGUGGGGAGCUGGACGGGCUGGCGGCUUGCGAGGGUGCGUACUCGCACAAGUACCGCACGCUGAGCCCGCUGGGCAGCGGGGCCUUCGGCUUUGUCUGGACCGCGGUGGACAAGGAAGAGAACAAGGAGGUGGUGGUGAAGUUCAUUAGGAAGGACAAGGUUUUGGAGGAUUGUUGGAUCGAGGACCCCACACUUGGAAGAGUCACGUUAGAGAUCGCAAUUCUGUCCAGGGUGGAGCACGCCAACAUCAUCAAGGUCUUGGACGUAUUUGAGAACCGAGGGUUCUUCCAGCUGGUGAUGGAGAAGCAUGGCUCCGGCCUGGACCUCUUCUCAUUCAUCGACUGCCAUCCCAGCCUGGACGAGCCGCUGGCGAGUUACAUCUUCCGACAGCUGGUGUCAGCAGUGGGGUACCUGCGCUCCAAGAGCGUCAUCCACCGGGACAUCAAGGACGAGAACAUCGUCAUUGCCGAGGACUUUACGAUUAAGCUCAUCGACUUCGGCUCCGCUGCCUACCUGGAAAGGGGCAAAUUGUUCUAUACGUUUUGUGGCACGAUCGAGUACUGUGCGCCCGAGGUCCUCCUGGGUAAUCCGUACGGGGGGCCGGAGCUGGAGAUGUGGUCACUGGGAGUCACACUGUACACACUGGUCUUUGAGGAGAACCCCUUCUGCGAGCUGGAGGAGACCAUGGAGGCUGCAAUGAACCCCCCAUACAUGGUGUCGCAAGAUCUCAUGAACCUCAUAUCUGGGCUGCUGCAGCCUGUCCCCGAGCAGCGCACCACCUUGGAGAAGCUGGUGACAGAUCCCUGGGUGACACAGCCUGUGAACCUUGCUGACUACACCUGGGAGGAGGUGUGUCAAGUAAACAAGCCAGACAGCGGAGUUCUGUCCAUUGUGAGUCUGGAGACGGGGAGCAGGACCCCAAGCACCGUGGCCUCGGACCCCAAGCACCGUGGCCUCGGGCCCCAGGGGAGUCCCCUAACGAUGGCUUCACUCAGCCAGGAGAUCGCGUUGUUUUCCGGCGCUUCCAUUCAGAGAAAGUAAUUCUCAAGAAUUAGGCCUAGUUCAUCUCCUAAAAACACCUGUGUGAGUUUGAUAAAUGCUAGAACAAAAAGCCCAGGAAUACGGUAUCAUUUUAGGUUUAUAAAAUAGACUUGGAGUUCAUUUUUUUCAUGACUUUGAAAAAACACUGUAGUAUUCAGUUGAGUUUUGUACUAUUAGAGGGCAUUUCAUUUGUGAACUUCUGAAAGGCAUCAAUAAAUUUGUAAAUCUCUUUCUA
Hipposideros armiger (great roundleaf bat) is the source of this 4427-nucleotide messenger RNA. RefSeq names its product PAS domain containing serine/threonine kinase (gene PASK). Gene Ontology annotation, molecular function: ATP binding; protein serine/threonine kinase activity. Bases 119 to 4192 code for a protein of 1357 amino acids. Lineage: Eukaryota; Metazoa; Chordata; Mammalia; Chiroptera; Hipposideridae. The record is from RefSeq and is a predicted model, not a curated record. The transcript has 18 exons. Gene Ontology annotation, cellular component: cytosol; nucleus; cytoplasm. Gene Ontology annotation, biological process: negative regulation of glycogen biosynthetic process; intracellular signal transduction; protein phosphorylation.